AUGGAAGGAGGACUUCUGGAAAACUCCAGCCACUUGAUCUGCCUUCCAGGUAAUCUCUCAGUGUCUCUAGAAGCUCAAUGUGCCAGACUCCUCCCUCCUCCUUUUGGCUCUUACAACGUGGAGAAAGGCUCGGGCUGUUCCCUAGGGUCUGUUGUGGUUUUCUCAUGUCAAGUGGGAUAUCAACUAAUAGGAAGCAGAACAACGGUUUGCCUCUUGGGGAACAAUGGUACCCAGUGGAGUCAUCCUGAACCCCAAUGUGAGGAAGUUAUCCCUACCCCACCUAAUCAUGGCUACCAAGGGGCACUGAUCAUCUCUCUCAUCAGUGGUGCCAUCAUCCUUGCCAUCUCCAUCUCAUUUGUCAUGUGCUGUCUGCAAGAAAGGGGGCUAAGGAGCAGCUCUAUGGCCACUCACACCAUGUAUCAUCAAGGGAGGAUGUCUAAUACAGGAAGAAGAGCUGAUCCAACUGACAAGAUGUUACAGAGGCAUGUGGGGGCUAACAGGAAGGACCAGAGACAGAGAGAGAGCCUUGCUACUCAACUAAGCUCCAUUUAUUCUGGCAACCUUACAAUCUAUGACAACUGGGGCUUUCAGAGGAGUCAAGAGGCUCUGCCGUGGGCCACUGUGCAGACUUCGGGUUCUGAAAUCCCACUCUUUACCCCAGUGGUCUUGCAGCAGGGACCCCGGUCCCCUCCUCCCACUUACAUAUACCUACUCCAGGAGCCCAGGGACCUGCCUCUGCUGCUCCCAAUUCCACACUGCCACACUCACCUUCCCAGAGAACCUCAGCCAGCAUGCUCCCGAGGAAACAGCAGCAGCAACAGCGUGGGGGACAGAGUUCAGGAUGAACAGACCUAAAACACCUUCUCUACACAUCCUUUGAGGUUUUCUAAGCAGAUCUCGCAACUAGCUUUUCCCUGAGUCUCCCUUUAAACUUCCUGAUAAAGCAUAGAGCAGAACAAGAAGACAAAAAGCCAGUGAGCCUUGAGAAGAGGAAAAAUGCUUAUGGACCUCAUAUUCUUCCUGGUAUCUUCAGCUUAGCUGAGUUCAGAACACACUCAGAUCACCAACUGGCUCCCUACAGUAAUACAAACUGCUUCACUGGGCUUUUGAAACCAUUCAGAAUUUUUAUCUAGUCUACAUUUCCACACUGAUGAAAUCUUAUUCUGUCCUCCACCCUAACUCUGCAUGCCAGCCUGAUCUUCUUGUAACCCCACAGAUUUGGAAGGGUCUACUCCCCACCUCCAUAUUUUUGUCCAAGUUUUCUUUCUUGCCUAGGAUGCUUUUCUUUCUUAGCUCUAUUUCUUGGGCUCCUUAGUUCCCUUUAAGCUUUUCCUCAUCCUCCAUGGAUUUUAGUGUUUUCUCCCCUCUGCCAUCUCCAUUAUCACUUUGCAUUUUAUUUUGUACAUAUUUUGAAUUUACUUAUCAGCAUGCAUAUUUUAUUUUUGUAGUCCAGUGAACAUAAGUUCCUUGAAAACAGGGACCAUUCUGUUUUAGUCUUUUAAUCUGCAAUGCCUUUCACAUAGUAGUUGCUUUUAAAAUAUUUGUUGAAACGAAUUGAAAAUGCAGCACUUUUGCUUGCCAUCUGGGGGAGGGGGUGGAGGGAGGGAGGGGAAAAAUCGGAACAGAAACGAGUGCAAGGGAUAAUGCUGUAAAAAAUUACCCUGGCAUGGGUUCUAUCAAUAAAAAGUUAUUUAAAAAAAAAAAGAAAAAGAAAAUGCAGCACUUUGACCUGCAGGAAAGAAUUCUGAGGGGCUGAGGGAAGUAGAGAACCUAAGUCUCCAAAUCUAUGAAAGUAUAUUGUACAGCUAAGAAUCACUAAGGGGCUAGAUCAGAGGAAGUUGGUUCAAAUAUAGCACAAGAUUUGGAAAACUUCUCAACAACUUGGACGAGAUGCUGGAAUCCUUCCUUACAUAUUCAGAGAGAAGCCCCUACUUGUCUAGGUUAGCUUGGGGGGAAUAGUCCUGUCCAGUGAUAGGAAAAGUAGCUAUUGAAAUUAAGGUCCUACUAAAUGAGCAACAUUUAAAUUAACCUGGAUUGUAGAGACCAUUCCAGCCACUUAGUCACUCAUUUGUAGGCUGCAUUUACCAAUCAGAAUACAACCAACAGCAACAUGAAUCAAGUUCACUCUUUAAGCUGACUCAUGGGUGCCAAAACAGUUGCAAAAACCCUUUCUAUUUUUUAUCUUCUCAAACCAGAUCAGGGAGCAGAGUAAGGAAGACUUUAUGUAAAGCUGCUUCUUUUAUUACCUCUAGGGGGCACUGACAGGCACUAAUUUGUUGCUAAAAGCUCUUAGUAAAUGAAAUCAAUUCUCUAAAAGAAAUUGCUCAACUAAAGCACUAUCCCUACUCCUGCUUCUAAAUGCAAUAGUUCCAAGGAAGCAGCUUUCCAAACCAGCCCCAAGCACGUGUACAUACAUCACACACACACACGCCCAUGAGCUGCUUGCCUUCUUGUCAUCCUCAAUAGCUUUCAUGAGAGCCUGCUGGCUCCCACUGACUCAUCUUUCAUUUAUAAAGUCACACAUUUUUCUUUUAAAUUGGCAAUCCCUAUAAAGCCACACCUAUGUUUCUAAGGGGUCAUAUAAUUUUUCAUUUUCUUAGAUUUUCCCUCUUUAGUGAUAAAGCAACUGUAUGUAAAUUAGGUACCCCUCAUGCUUUAAUUCUGUAGUCUUCAAGGAUGUAAUAGUGGGUCUCUUUGAUGCUCUUGUAAUUUGUAUUUCUUCACACUCAGUUCUCUAUUUAAAAACUAAAAAAAUUUUAAAUGAAAUCUUUCUUUGCCUCUUUAUAACAUUAAACUGUACCCACACAAGUGAGAUGUAGUUCUACAUCAUUAAUAAAGAGAUCCCAGUCCUCAAAUCUAUACUACAGAUGAUUUUCUCUCCAGAAUCAUCAAAAAUCCAUCUACAAGCUGUUUCUCCCCACGCACUGUAUUGUAGCAGUUUAUAUCAAAAUAAAGUUCAUUUUUCAUGCAUAUACAGAAA
This is a messenger RNA of Antechinus flavipes (yellow-footed antechinus), 2980 nucleotides long. It is a transcript of the gene SUSD3, whose product is annotated as sushi domain containing 3. Bases 1 to 855 code for a protein of 284 amino acids. Gene Ontology annotation, cellular component: plasma membrane. The transcript is spliced from 5 exons. The record is from RefSeq and is a predicted model, not a curated record. NCBI's taxonomy places the organism in Eukaryota, Metazoa, Chordata, Mammalia, Dasyuromorphia, Dasyuridae.